Messenger RNA from Carlito syrichta (Philippine tarsier), 506 nucleotides. RefSeq names its product V-type proton ATPase 116 kDa subunit a-like. Lineage: Eukaryota; Metazoa; Chordata; Mammalia; Primates; Tarsiidae. Gene Ontology annotation, molecular function: proton-transporting ATPase activity, rotational mechanism; ATPase binding. Gene Ontology annotation, cellular component: proton-transporting V-type ATPase, V0 domain; plasma membrane; vacuolar proton-transporting V-type ATPase complex. Gene Ontology annotation, biological process: proton transmembrane transport; vacuolar acidification. The annotation marks the transcript as partial. The record is from RefSeq and is a predicted model, not a curated record. The transcript is spliced from 3 exons.
GUGGCUGCCGUCUCUGGGUGGGCCUGGCUGACCGCAGCCCUCCCCCACAGCACCGUACACCAUCAUCACCUUCCCCUUCCUCUUCGCCGUCAUGUUUGGGGACGUGGGCCACGGGCUGCUCCUGUUCCUCUUCGCGCUGGCCAUGGUGCUCGCCGAGGACCGGCCGGCCGUGAAGGCCUCGCAGAAUGAGAUCUGGCAGACCUUCUUUGGGGGCCGCUACCUGCUUCUCCUCAUGGGCCUGUUCUCCGUCUACACCGGCUUCAUCUACAACGAGUGCUUCAGCCGCGCCACCACCAUCUUCCCCUCGGGCUGGAGUGUGGCGGCCAUGGCCAACCAGUCAGGCUGGAGCGACGCGUUCCUAGCCCAGCAUGCCAUGCUCAGCCUGGACCCCAACGUCACUGGCGUCUUCCUGGGACCCUACCCCUUUGGCAUCGACCCCGUGAGUCCCCGCCAGGCGUGCCCAUGGGUGGUGGUGGCAGGGGGCGGGGCCGGGACUCCUGACGCCC